CUUUGUUCUGAAGGAUAAUUAUUUAUAAUGGGAACGUUUGUUGAACUUUAUUUGUUCUAAUUAUUGUAGAAAUAUUCAUCUAGUUAUUCACUUCUGUGUUUGUUUUAUUUUGCACUGGAGAUGUGUGGCUGUUCUUAAUUAUCAAUUAAUUUGAGGGUGCAGUAGUUUUGUUGUGAAUGCUUGUUUUUGCUUGUGAACAUCAUUCAAAAGGUUUUAAUUUAAUAAAAGGAAAAUGUGGUAAAAGAAGGAGGUUGAGUGCCAAUAGGAUCGACAGUAGCUGCAUCAGGAAUGCCACAGGAGUCUCUAAACGAAAUAUAAUUCGAUAUAUUAUUCGAAAAGGAUACUAUAGGAUUAAUGGGGACAUAAAGGACCAAGUAAAUUCGACAUUGAAGUAUUUAACCACCCUUGGAUUCGUUUCUAAAGAAAAUGGCAAAUAUAUGAUAAUUGGCCCAGCUUCAAGAGUGCAGUGUUCUCGGUUCCAAAGUGUUAAACGAAAUAAUGCUAUCAAUACUGUUAAAAGGAUUUUUACAAGUCGUGUAGUGUCUGGUAAGAAAUCCAGGUCAAAAACAUCUCUUUCGCGCAAUUCAAAGAAAAAAUCAUGUACAUGUAUGAGACAAUCUUGCUCGAAAAAAUCUUCUUCGUCUUUUUGGAGUAGUACCAGUGUUCGUUCUUCAACUACCAGUUCUAGGACCUGUACCCCGUCUUUUACCUCUGAUAGUUUGCAAAUCUUAUAAGAUUUAACAUUAAAAUGCUCUAUGUUGUAUUUGAAAAAAUGUAAUUCAAAUAAACCAAUUAAACUGCUUCUAGGUAGAAUUGUAUCCUUCAAUACAGCAGUGUUAUGUGUGUGGUAUAUACGUAGGAGUACUUUUGUAUACAUAAAGUGAAUUGGAGGUUAGCAGAAGAAUUGUCAAACUGCUCAUAUUUUAUUAAUUUUUAUUAAAAUAUCUCAAAUAUGGCUCACGUGCAAUUUAUGGACGAAUUGAUACGAGAAUAUCUCUUAUUUCGUGGCUUCAACACGGCCGUAAAGUCCUUAGAUAACGAUUUAAAGAAUGAAAAAGAAAGGGGCUUUCGUGUGGAUAAGAUAGUAGAUCAAAUCCUGCACUACGUUAACACUUAUGAUUUGGUUGGAUUAAAGGAAAUAUGGGGUCAUUUAGAUAGUCAUAUGUUUUCAAAACUGGAGAGUCCUUUUACUGGAGCUGUCAAGAAACUAGAAAAUGCAGUUUUGAAACUAUAUUUAGUUAAUGCAGCUAUUAAUAAUAAGCCAGAGAAAAUAACAGAAUUUUUUACAAAGAUGACAUCAGAGUUACAAAGCCAAACUGAAUGGAAAGACUGGUUCAUGUUACCAUACAUUAAAAAUCCUGAGGAAAAUCCUAUAUUUUCAGUCCAUUUUACACGUCAGUGGCAAGAUACUUUACUGGUUUCAUUGCAUAAUUUCUUAGCUUCAAUUUUUCAAUAUAUGCCGAUUCCAACCUUGAUGGCAUAUGAGGAGGAUACUGCAAAAUUAAGGAAAUUGGAAGAGAAAAAUGAAUCAUUAAAAAGCAGAUUGGCACUUUUAAUGGAUAAGGGGUCUGAUAUAAAUGUAACUCCUGUACAUGUUGAACCACCUCCUCAUUUGCUUGAUGACUUUUACAUAAUUGCCCAGGAGAACACUACUUUUGAUAAUCAAGCCAAAGGACUGAAGAACUUGAUAAGAAGUAUGGGAACCAGUACAAGUCCUAUUUUGGGGAGAAAAGAAAGUUCAAAUAGUACCAAGAAGAGACUUGCUACAGUUUCAAAUAAAAGUUCUAAGCAGGGACAGAGUCAGUUUUAUGACCCAUAAUAGAAUUAUUAUUAACUUUACAUGUGGUGAUUAAGUUUAAAUACUAUUUGUUCAAUAAGUCACUUUCUCCAACUUAUUUUUAUAAAUAGGAAAAUGUAAUUUUCAAUUUUAUGAUAUGAGGGAAAAACACAUUCAAAUAAAA
Messenger RNA from Agrilus planipennis (emerald ash borer), 1961 nucleotides. Its product is annotated as WD repeat-containing protein 91. Gene Ontology annotation, biological process: early endosome to late endosome transport. The record is from RefSeq and is a predicted model, not a curated record. Gene Ontology annotation, molecular function: phosphatidylinositol 3-kinase regulator activity. The transcript is spliced from 6 exons. NCBI's taxonomy places the organism in Eukaryota, Metazoa, Arthropoda, Insecta, Coleoptera, Buprestidae. The coding region runs from base 953 to 1819 and encodes 288 amino acids. Gene Ontology annotation, cellular component: early endosome membrane; late endosome membrane; extrinsic component of endosome membrane.